Molecule: messenger RNA, 9459 nt
Organism: Solea senegalensis (Senegalese sole)
Lineage: Eukaryota; Metazoa; Chordata; Actinopteri; Pleuronectiformes; Soleidae
Product: dystonin-like
Exons: 34
Coding region: 263-9163 (2966 amino acids)
Biological process (GO): cytoplasmic microtubule organization; skin development; hemidesmosome assembly
Cellular component (GO): intercalated disc; hemidesmosome; cytoplasm
Molecular function (GO): structural molecule activity; microtubule binding
Source: RefSeq, a predicted model, not a curated record
AGACAGAGUGCAGAAGAAGACAUUUACAAAAUGGAUUAACCAACAUCUGCUGAAGGUACGGAAGCAUAUAAACGACCUGUAUGAAGAUUUGCGAGAUGGACAUAACCUGAUCUCACUGCUGGAGGUUUUGUCUGGAGACAAAUUGCCAAGGGAGCGUGAUUUUCUGAAGACAUUGCGGUUGGUGAGUGGGACAGACGCAUGUGCAGUUGAGCAGCAUGGCGACACGGUGGAUGAUGAUAAGGGGCCUCGGGAAAGGGGGAGGAUGCGCUUCCACAGACUCCAGAAUGUACAAAUAGCACUGGAUUAUUUAAAGAGGCGGCAGGUCAAACUUGUAAAUAUCAGGAACGAUGACAUCACAGAUGGGAACCCAAAACUGACCCUGGGACUGAUCUGGACCAUAAUUCUGCACUUUCAGAUCUCGGAGAUCCAUGUGACUGGAGAGUCCGAGGACAUGACGGCCAAGGAGAGGCUGCUGCUCUGGUCCAAGCAGAUGACAGACGGCUACGUAGGUGUACGAUGUGACAACUUCACGACCUCGUGGAGAGACGGGAGGCUGUUUAACGCUAUCAUUCAUAAAUACAGGCCAGACCUGAUUGACAUGAGUCGCGUAUCGACACAAACCAACCGCUCAAAUUUAGAGAAUGCAUUUUGUGUCGCGGAACAACUGGGAGUGGCCAGAUUGCUGGACCCUGAGGACGUAGAUGUUCAGGCUCCCGAUGAAAAGUCGGUUAUCACGUAUGUCUCAACACUGUACGACGCCUUCCCCAAAGUACCUGCCGGCGUCGAUGGAAUCAGUCCUAAUGAUGUGGAUAUCAAAUGGGUGGAGUACCAGAACAUGAUCAAAUACCUCAGCCAGUGGAUCAAACACAACGUGGCCAUGAUGUCAGAUAGAUCAUUCCCCAACAAUCCUGUGGAACUCAAGGCACUUUAUACACAGUAUCUGCAGUUUAAAGAAAAUGAAAUCCCACUGAAAGAGAACGAGAAGACAAAGAUCAAAAAUCUCUACAAAAUGCUUGAGGUGUGGAUCGAGUUUGGACGUAUUCACUUACCCCCGGGUCAUCAUCCCAAUGAUGUGGAGAAGGAAUGGGGUAAACUGAUUGUUGCCAUGCUCGAAAGGGAGAAGUGCCUGAGGCCUGAGGUGGAAAGGCUUGAGAUGUUGCAGCAAAUCGCCAACAGGGUCCAGCGAGACUGCGUUAAUGGAGACGACAAGCUGACAUUGGCACGGAUAGCCCUACAGUCUGAUGCAAAACGUCUUGAGUCUGGAAUUCAGUUUCUACACGAGGCUGAGAUCGCUGGUUACUUGUUAGAGUGUGAAAACAUCCUCAGACAACAGGUGAUGGACAUCCAACUUCUCCUGGAUGGAAAAUUCCCCUUUGCAGAUCAACUAGUCCAAAGGGUUUCAAAACUUCGGGAUGACCUGCUAAGUCUGCGAGCUGAGUGUUCCUCUGUGUACAGCAAAGGCCGAACACUGACAACAGAGCAAACCAAAAUUAUGAUCUCAGGCAUUACACAAAGCCUGAACUCUGGCUUCUCCCAGAACUUUGGCACAAACCUGACACCGGCCCUCACUCCCGCAAUCACCCCAGGAGGUCUGAGUACUCCUGGGUCCACAUUCACCUCCAGCCUUACACCAUCCUUGACCCCUGCCUUGACCCCUGGCCUGCAGCCGUCUUCAGUCCAGAGCUACAUGGGUAGUGGGGGUGUCAUGGACCCUGGCAGCCUCAGGCAGUUGAAACACAUGCAGAUCCGCAAGCCCUUACAGAAAUCCUCAUUGGCAGACUCCAACAUGACAGAAGAGGAGGUCAACAUGAAAUAUGUUCAGGACCUCCUGGUCUGGGUGGAAGAGAUGCAAGUGCAGCUGGACCGUUCUGAGUGGGGAUCUGAUUUACCAAGUGUGGAAACACAUUUAGAGACUCACAAAAGUGUCCAACGAGCCAUUGAAGAAUUUCAAAUUAGUCUUAAAGAUGCCAGACUGAGUGAAAUUCAGAUGACUAUUCCUCUGAAACUGACGUAUUCAGACAAACUGAACAAACUAGAAAAACAGUAUGAAAGACUAUUGAGCUGUUCAAGAGAGCGACAAAGCAACCUGGAGAGCCUGUACGACUUUGUGUCACAUGCCACACAGGAGCUCAUCUGGCUGAAUGAGAAGGAGGAAGAAGAGGUCGCCUUUGAUUGGAGUGAUCGCAACAGCAACGUCUCCAAGAAAAGAGACUACCAUGCUGAGCUGAUGAUGGAGCUGGAGGAGAAGGAGGAAGCGAUCAAGUCGGUGCAGGAUAAGGCAGAACGCCUCAUGUUCAAGAACCACCCGGCCAAGAUAACUAUAGAAGCAUACAGAGCUGCCAUGCAGACACAGUGGAGCUGGAUUUUACAACUGUGCUCAUGUGUAGAACAGCAUCUGAAGGAGAAUGCUGUUUAUUUUGAGUUUUUUAGCGACGCCAAAGAGUCCAUGGACUACCUUAGGAACCUGCAGGAGUCCAUUCAAAGGAAAUACAGCUGUGAUCGAUCAAGCAGCCUACACAGACUGGAGGACCUAAUUCAGGAGUCCAUGGAUGAGAAAGAGCAGCUCCUUCAGUACCGCAGCACUGUAGCUGGUUUAGUGGGCAGGGCUAAAAAUAUUGUGCAGCUCAGACCCAGGAACCCCGAAAGCCCCGUGAGAUCCUCCCUCCCCGUAAAAGCCAUCUGUGAUUAUCGUCAAAUAGAGAUCACCAUUUACAAAGAUGAUGAGUGCAUAUUGGCCAAUAACUCUCACCGAGCCAAGUGGAAAGUCAUCAACCCUGCAGGGAAUGAGGCCAUGGUGCCGUCUGUGUGUUUCACUGUGCCGCCCCCCAACAAAGAGGCUGUUGAGAAGGCAACAAGAACGGAGCAGUUAUACCAGGAUGUCCUGGCCCUGUGGCACCACUCACACAUCAACAUGAAGAGUGUGGUCUCUUGGCAUUAUCUAAUGGCUGACAUACGAGCCAUCCGCAACUGGAAUGUGGCCUCAAUAAAGACCAUGUUACCUGGUGAGCAUCAGCAGGUCUUGAGCAACCUGCAGUCCCACUUCGACGAAUUCCUGGAUGACAGCAAGGAGUCUGAGGUGUUCACGUUGGCGGACCGCACCCAGCUGGAGAGAGACGUCGCGGCCUGCAAGGAAUACUACCAGGAACUGCUGAGAUCUGCAGAGAGAGAGGAACAUGAGGAAUUGGUGUACAAUAAUUACAUCUCCGAAAUACGCAACUUCCGCAUGCAUCUGGAGGCCCACGAAGAACACCUGAUCAGGCAAAUCCGCACACCGCUGGAGAGGGACGACCUGGAGCAGAGUCUCCAGCGCAUCACAGAGCACGGGAGGAAGACCGCAGAGCUGAACAAACUGAAGGAGGAUCUUGAUGUCAUGAAGGAGAAGUGUGAGCUGUUCCUCAGACAAGCCGCAGUUUCCCCGUCUGUACCGACGCUUUCCUCUGAACUCACGGUCCUUAUUCAGAGCAUGAGCCAAGUGUACUCCAUGUCAUCCAUUUAUAUGGACAAACUGAAAACCGUGAGCUUAGUGGUGAAGCACAGCCAGAGUGCAGAGGCGCUGGUCAAGUUUUAUGAAUCCAAACUGUAUGUGGAAGACGCCAUGAACUCGGAUGUCAAAUCCAUUGAGACUGUCAUUUCAACUCUUAAGCAAUGGCGGACAGAGAUUGACGAGAAACAAGAGGUGUUCCAUGACAUGGAGGAUGAGCUCAAGAGGGCUCGACUAAUCAGUGACCGCAUGUUCAAGGCCCACAACGAGCGCGACUUUGACCUCGACUGGCACAAGGAAAAAGCUGAUCAGCUGAGCGAACGGUGGCAGAACAUUCACUCCCAGAUUGACAGCAGGCUUCGGGACCUGGACGGUAUCAACAAGUCUCUGAAGAACUAUAGAGACACUUACAGUUGUCUUGAUGAAUGGGUUAGAGAAAUGGAAGCAGCACAGCUAAAGGCCCAAGAAAACAAACCUGAAGACAGCAAGGCACUGGCUGAGCUGUUAAACAAACAGAAGGUCCUUGUCGCUGAAAUUGAACAAAAACAGAGCAGAAUUGAUGAAUGUCAGAAGUACUCGGAGCAGUACUCUUCUGCCAUUAAGGAUUAUGAACUUCAGCUGAUGACCUUCAGUGCAAUGGUUGACUCCCAACACAAAUCUCCACUGAAGAAACGGAGGAUGCAGAGCUCUUCUGAUGCCAUUCAGCAGGAGUUCAUGGAUCUCCGAACCCGCUACACUGCUCUUGUCACUCUAAUGACUCAGUAUGUGAAGUUUGCCAGCGAAACACUGAAGAGGACUGAAGACGAAGAGAACAGGAAAACUUUUGAACAAGGAGAGAAUAUAAAAAGGAAAGAGUGCAUGGAGCUCCAAAAAUCUGCAUGUGAAGUAGAGAUUAGUCAACUAAAACAACGGAUCCACGAACAAGAGGCGAUGCUGGCUGAAAGACAAGCACGGCUGGAAAAGCUGAACGGAGAAGUAGAGAUGCAACAGAAGACUAUUGACGACCUGAGCUUUCAGAAAUCACACCUUGAACAUGACGUUCAUCAGUUUCGCACCAAAUUAGAGAUAGCUUUCAAAGACAAAGCUGCCGGUGAGCAGGAGUUAAUUCACACAAAGCUGUUAAUUGAGCAGGCCGAGGCCAAGUGGUCUUUGGCUCAGAGUAAACUAGAGGAUUUAAAGAAGCAGAGCCCCGAACUUCAGAGAAAAACAAACCCAGAGACAGAUACUGAGGAAAACGUGCAAAGUCAAGUCCAGGCUGAAGCAAACGAUCACAGUCAGCUGAUAAUUGAGUCACCUGCACGUGUAGAAGACGAUAACAUGAGAGGCCAUGUCCUGCAGCAGAAACUAGAGGAAUUAGACCUGGUUCAUAGAAGAGCAGACAUGGCUGAGGAGAAAGCCCAAAGUUACAAGAAACUAUUGGAUGACAGUAAUAACAGACUAAAGAAGCUUCAGGUGGACAUGGAAACUGAGAGGAUCAACACGAGGCAGAAAUCAGACGAGUUUCAGCAAGAAACACUUAACCUGAAGAAAGCCGUCGAUGAUCUUCAAGAGGAAAUCAAGUCUCUUCAAAGAGCAAAGUCCUCACUGGAACAAACCACUUUCUUCCAAAGCACAGAAGUCGAGGGCCUUAAAGAGCAGUUGAAGGUCACCCAAGGAGAACUGCACAAGAAAGUUUUCACGGACCAGGAUAACAUUUACAAGAUAAACAACUUAGAAGAAGAGGUCUCUUCCAAGCAGGCAGUAAUAGAUCAGCUGAAAUUUAAAUGCAGUGAGCUGACCAUGAUUAAUGUCUCCUCUGUUAGUGAUAUUAGAGAUCUUCAGAUCCAGACUGAGUCACUGGGGAAAGAGAAAUCACUUUAUGAGAAAAAGGUGAGGUCUUUGAAGAGUGAGAUUGAGAGCUGGAAGCAGAUGCUUGAAACAGCUGAAGAGGAAAAUACCUCAUUUAAGAAAGCUGAGCAGGCGUUGAAACUAAAAUAUAAAAACCUUGAAGCAGAGGUUGAAAGCAAGGAAUUAGUUGCAUCACAACUGCAAAGGAAAGUAGAGGAGUUAAAACAGGUGAACACGGAGGUGGAAAUGAAUUUGAAGAACGUGAAAGAUAAUCUUGAUCUGAUGACGGUCGAAAUUGACAGCAAGGAUCAGCAAAUUGAAAUCUUCAAGUGUCAGGUAGAGGCCACCAAAUCACAGUUCAGAAUUAUUGAGGAGGAACUAAAUAAGAAAUCCCAAUCCGUGCAUGAGCUUCAAAUGAAGCUACAGGAUUACAGUGAGGAGUUAAGGAAAAUGACUGAACUGAAGCACAAAACAGAAACACGGAGUUCAGAUAUGGCCAAUUAUGGGAAAGAAAUAACGAGUCUGAAAUUGGAGCAGAACUUUUUGACUGCUGAGAGGGAUUUGGUCAAUCAAAAAGUAAACCGACAAGACGCUGAAAUUAAUGAACUGAACCUGAUGUUGAAGAAAACCAAUGCAGAGCUGCAAAAAGAAUCGGCUGAUAAUCAAAAACAUAUCAACAAAAUCAAGGCUUUAGAAAAAGAACUUUUCAAUCAUAAACACAGUAUUAAAGAUUUAAACAGCAGUUCAGAAAAAGUGACGGAAAAUCUAAAGCAGGAGAUUAAUGCUCUUCAGAAUGACAAGAAAGCAGCAGAGAGGAAAGUAGAGAACUUGAAUGUCAGACUCUCAGAGUUGAGCUCUUCUCUCCUCAAAACUAAGGAUGAACUGGCCAAAGAGACUAAAGACAGACAAGUUAAAGAAUCCAAAAUACUUCAGCUGGAGAGUGAGCUUCAAAAAAAUAAAGUGAAUAUCAAAGAAGCAAUCACGAAUCCUGACAAAUUCCAAUCAAAUCUGCAACAUGAGAAUACAAUCCUUAACAGGGAGAAAGCUGAGGCACUUGAGAAAAACACAUCACUGGAGUUAGAAAUCAGAAUGCUGAAGCAAAACCUAAAAAGUUCCGAAACCGAAGUUGAGCAAAAGCAAAGAGAAAACUCAGUCGUUCAGCUGAAGUCCCAGCAGAUGGAAGAACAGCUGGACAAGUGCAAGAAAAUGCUCGAUGAGUUGAAGAGCAAACUGCAGCUUCAGAAAGACGGCUAUGAGAGGCAGCUGAUGCUAGUGCAGAAGGAAAUAGAGAAGAAACUCAUUUUACUGCAGUCUCAAAUCUCAAAUGACAACGAGACGUCAAAACCAAAUUCCCUUAGCGCUGAAUUAGCAGAAAUGCUCAACAAGUAUUUAAAACAAGAAGUCUUGCAUCAGACCACAGUGGAAUCAAAGCAACAGACGGACCAACCACUGCAAGUGCAGUUCAAAAUAGACAAACUGCAGCAGGACAAAACCAAGCUCACUCACGACUUGUCACAGGCAAAAUCACAGAUUACCCAGCUCGAGGAGGAGAGACUUAAACUCAGUUUGAAAAUAAGUGCUUUACAAAGCCUUUGCAAUGAGAAGUCAAAUGAGAAGACAAAGUUUAAACCGCUGUCGGCAGACAGUGAGUGCAAACCGACACUAAGGGAGAGUGAAGAGCCUCUGACACUGGGAGUUGGGGUUAAGACCGAAAACCAGAAGAUGAACAAACAGGAAGUCAACGAAACAAGUCGUCAGCAUGUGAAAGACAACACGGCUGCCUCCUUGAAAACAGAAGCGAAAGGGAUUCAGAAGACGGCAUCGUCAUGUGAAGGCGGGAAAUGCAGAACAGAGGAUGAGUUUUUCAAAAUGAAAAUGUCUUCCGAGAUGACAACAGUGGAGAAAGAAAACAGUCUUGAUGAUCUGAAACAAGACAAACGAGACAAAACUGAAGUCAAUCCCAGCCAAAUCCUUCAUGGGUCUACAACAAAGAGAGCUUUGCAAAAUGUGAGCCAAAUUAUCCCCGACGGGCACAUGACCACAACGACACAUGGAUACAUGGCUCUCUGUGGACAAACGGAUCAAGGGCAGCACAAAACCCAGCGUGUCACCAAAACAAGAAUAUAUCAGAUCAGUGAAACUGUAAACAUUUCAGAGAAAAGUGCAGCAGACAGUGAUGGAAAGCAGACUCUGAUAUAUUCAACUCCCCAGAAGCUAACAGAACUCAAAGGUGGCACAGCCGAUCAAAUUCCAGUCACAUCUAAGAUCUUUGAUGAUGCUCAAUACGUCGGUAAACCAACUGCCAUUGCUGGAGUUUAUGUGGAAUCAAGUAAGAAAAAGAUAACCUUCCUCGAGGCUGCUGAAAAGGGCUUUUUAGCAAAGACCUAUGCAUUUGAGUUUCUUGAAGCUCAGGUGGCUACAGGAAGCCUUACAGAUUUGGCCACAGGACAGACUCUCUCAGUUGCUGAGGCUCUGGAGAGAGGUGUCAUAGAGACCGGCAUGAGCGAUAAACUCAUAGAGGCUGAGAAAGCUGUUAGAGGCUACAUCCACGCUGGCAAAAAGCUGUCAGUGUUUCAGGCAAUGGAGGAAAGACUUCUUGAUCGAUACAGGGGCAAGAAGAUCCUUGAAGUCCAGGUUUCCACUGGAGGACUCAUCAACCCAGGUGUGGGUGUCACGGUGUCGGCUAGCAAUGCUGUCGAUCAAGGUCUUUUGAACAAGGAGACUCUAAAGAGUCUGUAUGAUCCCGUCAGUAACCCUAAAGGUUUUCACAACCCUGACACUGGACAGAAAGCAUACUACUGUGAAAUACUCAAGAAAUGCGUGUAUGACAUUGAUGGUGGUGUGUUUCUUUUUCCAUUCGGGGAGAGACGUCUAACAGACACUUCUCCCACGAGUUCUCAUAGAAUGUCUGUCGUCAGCAGCAGUCGUGGAAUUGAAAUGUCAACGUAUGAAGCAUUCAAGGCGAAACACGUUGACAAGAGGAUGUAUCUGUUUCUGGCACAGCAGGAAAGUGAAUGGCAGGAAAAGUCCGUAGUUGACACUAGUGGAAGCCCACUGCACAUUAUCACUGAUGUCAAAAGUGGCAGACAGCUUUGUCUGGAAUCUGCUCUGAAUCAGAGGUUCCUUGAAGCGUCUGAGCUUGACAGCUAUUGCAGCGGGCGUCUUAGCAUCUAUGAGCUUGCAGACCUUAUAUUUUCCAGAAUGGUCGUUAUUGAGGAUGUUAACAGCCCCAUUGCUGGUCUCUGGGAUGUAGCUCAGAGGAAGAGACUGUCCGUUCUUCAGGGUUUCCAGCAGGGAUUUACUGAUAGAACCACUGCCUUAAGACUGUUGGAGGCCCAGGCCUGCACUGGAGGUAUUUGUGAUCCCUCUUCAGGGGACAAAGUUACAAUAUCUGAGGCUCUCAAAAGAGGUCUGGUAGAUGAGGCCCUGAAACAGCAGCUCCAACAGUUUGAGCAAGCAUUUAAUGGCAUUGUUCACCCCAGUUCUGCAAAGACUUUGUCUAUUUCCCAGGCUCUGCAAGAAAAACUCUUGCCCAAGGAUGUUGGUUUUCGCUGUGUUGAGUAUCAGCUCCUGACUGGAGGAUUGAUAAAUCCUGAUACUCAGGAUAGAGUCUCACUGGAGGAGGUCAUUCAGAGUGGCCUUGUUGACAAAGCAACUGCCUCUGUGCUCAAGGAUGAGAAGUUUCACACUAGAAGUCUCACUUGUCCGAAGACCAAGAGAAGAAUCACAUUCAAAGAGGCUCUUGAAAGAAGUGUGUUUGACUGCCACACAGGGCUAAGACUACUGGAGGCUUCAAAAGUUCUUGGUUCUGCAGCCAAAUCAGCAUUCCUCUAUGCUUGUGCAUUUAACCAAUAAACAAUUGCAAACAUGUUCGUCCAAAACCUUUGCAAAUAGGAAUUUCUUUGAUUUUUCCUUUUUUCACAGUCGUACGCUUUCUUUUAUGGUUUACACAUAUUUGAUGCAACUGACGAUGGUUCAAUGUUUUAGUCUGAUUAUAAAUGUAGUACAUCAGCGCCCCUCCCUUGUAAAGGUUCCCACAUUGAGUAACAAUCUUGUUGAAAACCCAUCUGCUUUGAUUGUAGAGAUCUGUUGAUGAGGAGAAGAGAGAGCACGGUGAUAAAGUUAGCAAACUAUUGCACUGGACGAAACAG